This is a messenger RNA of Lolium rigidum, 1423 nucleotides long. RefSeq names its product metalloendoproteinase 2-MMP-like. The record is from RefSeq and is a predicted model, not a curated record. The transcript has a single exon. Gene Ontology annotation, molecular function: metalloendopeptidase activity; zinc ion binding. Lineage: Eukaryota; Viridiplantae; Streptophyta; Magnoliopsida; Poales; Poaceae. The coding region runs from base 118 to 1218 and encodes 366 amino acids. Gene Ontology annotation, cellular component: extracellular matrix. Gene Ontology annotation, biological process: extracellular matrix organization; proteolysis; collagen catabolic process.
UUAGCAGGCUCCGGCCGGCUGACCAAGUAGUCCUCCAUUGGACUCCUCGAAAGCUUUAUAACAUUAGCUGAUUUUGUAUCCUUAGCUUCAUUCCAUCUUGCCGAGAGCUAGCUAACAAUGGCCACCACCAGCAUCGCGUCCCCCAUCCUCGUUCUCAUCGCCGUGCUCGCCGUGUUGCUUCCGGCAGCGAAGCCGGUGUCCGCCGCCUUGCCGGACAUCAAGCCUCUGCUCUCCAGCAACCCGUGGUCGGCGUUCAAGAACUUCUCUGACUGCCACCUCGGAGACGAGCGGAAGGGCCUCGCCAAGCUCAAGGACUAUCUCGGCCACUUCGGCUACCUGCCGACGUCGCCUUCAGAGUUCAACGACAUGUUCGACGCCGACAUGGAGCGGGCCGUCCGGACCUACCAGGAGAACUUCGGCCUCGAGGUCACCGGCCAGCUCGACGCCGCCACGCUCGCCAAGAUGAUGGCGCCCCGCUGCGGCGUCGCCGACGUCAUCAACGGCACCUCCACCAUGGUCAAGUCAACCCUGAGAGGAAGGAACCUCUACUCCUACUUCCCGGGCCAGCCGUCGUGGCCGCGGUCCAAGAAGAGCCUCACCUACGCCAUCACGGCCACCUCGGAGACCACCAUCGACCGGGCCACCCUGAGCGCCGUCUUCGCGCGCGCCUUCGCGCGGUGGUCGGAGGCCACCACGCUCAACUUCACGGAGACGGCGCGUGGCUCGGAUGCCGACAUCACCAUCGGGUUCCACGGCGGCGACCACGGCGACGGCGAGGCCUUCGACGGGCCGCUCGGCACGCUCGCGCACGCCUUCUCGCCCACCGACGGGCGGUUCCACCUCGACGCGGCCGAGGCGUGGGUGGCGGGGGGCGAUGUCUCCACCGCGUCGUCCGACGCCGCCGUCGACCUGGAGUCCGUGGCGGUGCACGAGAUCGGGCACCUGCUCGGCCUCGGCCACAGCGCCGUGGAGGGAGCCAUCAUGUACCCGACCAUCACCUCGCGCACGCGCAAGGUGGACCUCGCAUCCGACGACGUCGUCGGCAUCCAGAGCCUCUACGGCAGCAACCCCGACUUCAAGGGCGUCACGCCGACGCCGGCGACCAGCAGCCGGGAGAUGGACAGCUCCGACGUCCCUGGCGCGCUCUCCCGCCUGUCGACCCGCGUCGCUGGCAUUGUUAUCGCCGCUUGGCUCGCCGUAGUGCUGGAGUCGUGGUAGUGUUCUUCGAGUAUUGACCGACCAGCGACCAUUAUUUUUCACUUCUUUUUUACAUUCUGUUGUUGUUAGGUGGGUAUCUUGGAAAGAAAAAAAAUAUAGGGCAGAUCAAUUCUUACUUGUAUAGAAUUUUUUCGUAUGGAUAUGGAUGCGCCCCAUGUGGCCAUGUGAUAUGAAUUUUGCAGAACACGCGUUUUGUUUUUCAUCA